ACUCUCUUGUCUGCCUCGACUCGUCGUCUCUCACACUACUUCUCUCUUCAAAAGCCGGACCACAGGCGCCCGUGUUGCCGCUGUCCGCUCUAGACGCCGCCGCCUGCGCCAGCAGCUCGUCGCACGUGCGCGCCUGCCUGCGUGCCAGUGUCGGCCCCGUCUCGUCCCGCCUUUAUCGCCGCGCCUUUGCACACAUCUAGCAGCGCCCGUCGCUGCUGCCUCACGCCGCCAUGGGUAACAUCUGCAGUUGCUGCGGACGAUCGCGCAAUGCGCAGUACGAGCCGCUGCUGCUGGACAACGAGCGCGAUGCCGUUGCGGACCUGCUGCAGUACCUCGAGAACCGCUCGGAGACGGACUUCUUCACGGGCGACCCGCUGCGCUCGCUCAGCACGCUGAGCUUCUCGGACAAUGUCGACCUGCAGCGCUCUGCGGCGCUGGCGUUCGCCGAGAUCACCGAGAAGGAGGUGCGCGAGGUGGGCCGCGACACGCUCGAGCCCAUCAUGUUCCUGCUGCAGAGCCACGACGUGGAGGUGCAGCGGGCCGCCAGCGCCGCGCUGGGCAACCUGGCCGUGAACUCGGAGAACAAGCUGCUCAUUGUCAAGCUGGGCGGUCUCGAGCCGCUGAUUCGCCAGAUGCUCAGCCCCAACGUCGAAGUGCAGUGCAACGCCGUCGGCUGCAUCACCAACCUCGCCACGCACGACGACAACAAGACGAAGAUUGCCAAGUCGGGCGCCCUCGUGCCGCUGACGCGCCUGGCGCGCUCCAAGGACAUGCGCGUGCAGCGCAACGCCACGGGCGCGCUGCUCAACAUGACGCACAGCGACGAGAACCGGCAGCAGCUCGUCAAUGCCGGUGCCAUUCCCGUGCUCGUGGGCCUGCUCGGCAGCAGCGACACGGACGUGCAGUACUACUGCACGACGGCGCUGAGCAACAUUGCCGUCGACGGCGCCAACCGCAAGAAGCUGGCGCAGACGGAGCCGCGCCUCGUGCAGAACCUCAUCGGCCUGAUGGAGUCGAGCAGCCUCAAGGUGCAGUGCCAGUCGGCGCUGGCGCUGCGCAACCUGGCGUCGGACGAAAAGUACCAGAUCGAGAUUGUGCGCUCCAACGGCCUGGCGCCGCUGCUGCGUCUGCUGCGCUCCUCGUUCCUGCCGCUCAUCCUCUCGGCGGCGGCGUGCGUGCGCAACGUCUCCAUCCACCCGCUCAACGAGUCGCCCAUCAUUGAUGCCGGCUUCCUGCACCCGCUCAUCGACCUGCUCAGCCACGAGGACAACGAGGAGAUCCAGUGCCACGCCAUCUCGACGCUGCGCAACCUCGCUGCCUCGUCGGAGCGCAACAAGACAGCCAUCGUCGAGGCGGGCGCCGUGGAGCGCAUCAAGGAACUCGUGCUCUCCGUGCCGCUCUCGGUGCAGUCGGAGAUGACGGCGUGCGCGGCGGUGCUGGCGCUCUCCGAGGACCUCAAGCCGCAGCUGCUGGAGAUGGGCAUCUGCGAGGUGCUCAUCCCGCUCACCGCCUCGCCGUCGGUGGAGGUGCAGGGCAACUCUGCGGCGGCGCUGGGCAACCUGAGCAGCAAGAGCGACGACUAUGCGCCCUUCAACGCCGUCUGGUCCGAGCCCGAGGGCGGCCUGCACGGCUAUCUGGUGCGCUUCCUCGAGUCGGCCGACACGACGUUCCAGCACAUUGCCGUGUGGACCAUCGUGCAGCUGCUCGAGAGCGGCGAUGCGCAGCUGGAGAGCAACGUGCGCUCCUCGCCGCACCUGCUGCCGCUCAUCCGCAGUCUCGCCGACACGCCCGCCGGCUCCGAGGGCGGCACGGCGACAAAUGGCGACGGCAGCGACGACGGCGCCGAUGCAGAGGGCGAGAUUGCCAGCCUGGCACGGAAGAUCCAGGAGAUUCUCAUCGACGAGGGCGGCGGCCUGACGGAGGACUCGAGGUAGUCCGCUGAUGCCGUGCCCCAUGAUCCCCUGUGCUGCGUCGGUGUGCCGUGCCGCGCAGCCACCCUCACCCGUCCGUGUUUCCCCUCUCGCGCGCUCUCCCUUCACCCAUAGUCUGAAUGUCCUGUAACGAGCUCAAUCGAUCCGAUGAUCUGCA
Molecule: messenger RNA, 2088 nt
Organism: Tilletiopsis washingtonensis
Lineage: Eukaryota; Fungi; Basidiomycota; Exobasidiomycetes; Entylomatales
Product: putative VAC8-vacuolar membrane protein required for the cytoplasm-to-vacuole targeting
Exons: 4
Coding region: 231-1934 (567 amino acids)
Biological process (GO): nucleus-vacuole junction assembly; vacuole inheritance
Cellular component (GO): fungal-type vacuole membrane
Molecular function (GO): protein-membrane adaptor activity; protein binding
Source: RefSeq, a predicted model, not a curated record